ACCGGCUCUGUUGUUGAUGGUGCGUUAGCUCACGAGUGUGUAGCGUGGAAGAAGUGCAUUAAAUCCACAUGAAAUAGCUAUAAUAUAAAUAUUUAAACUAUAAAUAAGCAUGUCAGACAAAGGAGAGGUGGAUUUAACCGGGGCAAAACAGAACACGGGUGUAUGGCUGGUUAAAGUCCCAAAGUAUUUGUCACAACAAUGGACCAAAGCAUCAGGGAGAGGAGAAGUUGGAAAGCUCCGAAUAUCCAAGAAUCAAGGCAAAGCUGAGGUGUCUUUCACUCUCAAUGAGGAGCUGACCACCAUAGACACCAUUGGGGAGAAAUCCUCUGUGGUACGAGCCCCUAGAGAGCACCCAUUCACUCUGCAGACGGUCGGUGGACAGACUUUGGCUGUUUUUACUGAAAACUCUUCAGGGCAGUCAGAUGCUGAGGCUGGUGGCUCAGGUACAGGCCCAGAUAAAAUUGCACUGGAAGGAGUGGUGGUGCAGAGAGCUGAAUGCAGACCGGCCGUCAGUGAAAACUACAUGAAGCUGAAGAAACUGCAGAUCGAGGAGUUAUCUAAACCCCUCAGGUUCUCUCAACAGCUUGACAAAGCAGUUACCACCAACUAUAAACCUGUGGCUAAUCAUGCUUAUAAUCUGGACUAUGAAAAGAAGAAGAAAGAAGAAGGGAAGAGGGCACGAGCAGAUAAACAGCAGGUGCUGGACAUGCUGUUCUCUGCUUUUGAGAAGCAUCAGUUUUAUAACAUUAAGGAUCUGGUGGACAUCACAAAACAGCCUGUGAUUUAUUUGAAGGAGAUUCUUCGCGAUAUUGGCAUAUACAAUAUCAAAGGCACCCACAAAAACACCUGGGAACUCAAACCAGAGUACCGACACUACCAGAAUGAAGAGAAGAGUGACUGAUCAUUUUCAAAGCCUGUCACCAUUGGACUUGUGAGUGGCUAUGAAAACCUGAGAUGCAAACUUCCCCAAUAAGUCCAAAAUGUUGCUUCUGGAACAUUUUCUUCAAAGAUGAUUCAGUUGCUUUUAGAGGUGUAUCAAAACUCAGUGGCAUUUUACAGUGCUGAGCAGUUUUUAUUAUGCCUGUUAUAUUGAGGAAUUCCCAUGAAAAAAAAAAAAAAAAGUAAUAGUUGUUCAAGACUGCAUCUGAAGUUCAGUCAUCUGAAAUGAAAAUAACUUGUCGGCUUUUCAUCUUAAUGUUGUGUGUAAAAAGGGUGAUGCUGAAUUGUUUUUUUUGGGGGGUUUUUUUUUUUUUUUUAGAAAAGUAUUGAUGGAUUAAUGGUAAACCAUUGUUUUAUUCAGAUUUAGUUUUCUGAUUAAAACACUUAUUUUAUAUAGUAUUUCGUGCUCUUAAAUGCUUUUGAAAUAAAGUUUUUUUUUGUACAAAAAAAAAAAAUCUUUCAUGUUGUAUCUGCACACAAAGCAGGACUGGGGUUAAAUAAAUUAUUUAAUAUCAAAUACAUUUGAUUUGAUAAAAAUGACCAUUAUGUAACC
This is a messenger RNA of Labeo rohita (rohu), 1492 nucleotides long. RefSeq names its product general transcription factor IIF, polypeptide 2a (gene gtf2f2a). The transcript is spliced from 9 exons. The coding region runs from base 110 to 901 and encodes 263 amino acids. The record is from RefSeq and is a predicted model, not a curated record. Lineage: Eukaryota; Metazoa; Chordata; Actinopteri; Cypriniformes; Cyprinidae. Gene Ontology annotation, biological process: transcription initiation at RNA polymerase II promoter; transcription by RNA polymerase II. Gene Ontology annotation, cellular component: transcription factor TFIIF complex.